Oppiella nova is the source of this 488-nucleotide messenger RNA. Lineage: Eukaryota; Metazoa; Arthropoda; Arachnida; Sarcoptiformes; Oppiidae. The record is from the annotation of a GenBank genome assembly.
GACGGAACCGGCAAUUUGUGUUCAAGCAUUGACUCGUUGGCAGUGAACCCAUGCGCACAGCACUAGUCUGUGGCACACAUUCCGCACGUUUGACGACAUAUUUCUUUCUCUUUCGAUACAACCACUGAAUACGCGACUAAAAUGCCUUUGGCUAGAGAUCUAUUACACCCAUUGGCGGUGGACGAGCGACGCAAAUGUAAACUCAAACGUCUGGUACAACACCCCAACAGCUUCUUCAUGGACGUCAAGUGUCCGGGUUGUCUGAAGAUCACAACCGUCUUCAGUCACGCGCAGACUGUCGUCCAAUGCAAGGGCUGUUCGACUAUAUUGUGUACACCGACGGGAGGGAAGGCGCGGCUCCGGGAUGGCUGCAGUUUCCGUAAAAAACAGCAUUAAUUAUAAUAUUGAAAUCAAUUUUUAAUUUACUGUCAUUUGUGUUGAUUAUUAAACUAAAAUCUUUGAAUAAAUUAAAAUCAAUUUUUGAACAA